CCGGCACAUGUAAACAACACAAUCACGUUUCAAUGUUAUAUUUCAGGAUGAUCACCGUAUGACUUUAUUUAUAUACUACUACCCUUUAAUAUACAAACAUGGAGUAUCCACCGUUCAAGCUCGGGUCGUCAAGAUUUGACCAGAGCCAAUUUUCUGGACGGUUUCGUCAUCUAUUAGAUCUCACAGACCCAAGGCCUCUAUUUACAUCCCAGAAAAAGCUGGAUGCGAGUAUAGCCCUACUCGAGAACUUUAAACGCAACAGCCUUCCACCCGGUGUUACAGACAAGGAGCUAUGGCAGGCACAGAAAAUAAAACAGAGCAUACUUCAUCCUGAUACGGGCCAGAAGAUACUUAUGCCAUUCCGAAUGUCAGGUUACGUCCCUUUCGGAACGCCAAUUGUAGUGGGCAUGUUACUUCCUAAUCUCACCUUCCCCCAGAUGAUCUUCUGGCAGUGGCUUAACCAGAGUCACAACGCCUGUUUCAACUAUUCAAACAGGAACGCCACAAAGCCGACCCCGACAAGUAGAUUUGUGGCGGGCUAUCUAGGGGCAGUAACCAGUGCAAUAUCAAUAGCUGUUGGCCUAAGUUAUCUGAUCAAAAAGUCGAGCUCUUUUUCCCCUGCAACCAAACUAAUGAUACAGAGAUUUGUGCCUUACCCCGCUGUCGCGUCAGCGAAUAUAUGUAACGUGCUGUUAAUGCGAAACAACGAACUAACGGAAGGUAUUGACGUAUGUGAUGAAAACGGCAACGUUGUUGGGACGUCGAAAAUCGCCGCAAGACAGGCUGUGCUGUCCACGGCCGGGACGCGAGUCAUCUUGCCAGCUCCUCUCCUCAUCAUUCCACCAAUCGUCAUGUCUCUCCUGGAAAAGACGCGAUUCCUUCAGCGCAACCCCCGAUUCCAUUUGCCGUUUAACGCUCUUGCCUGCACGUUGUCGUUUGGGCUUGCCCUUCCGGCGUGCAUCGCUCUCUUCCCGCAAUAUGCAUCGAUUCCCACGAAGGACUUAGAACCGGAAAUUCAAGCUGUUACUUCCGAGAAAACGCUCAUCUUCAACAAGGGACUGUAACUCUAGGUGUCAGGGGCGCUGACUCUGUAACACUCUGUCGGAUUAGGAGUCGGUCUGGAACGCUUCGCUGAGAGAUUUAACGAGGGCUUAGUGAUAGACAAUUGCAAUCCUUUAAUUUUUAAUCGAUUUACAGCCGUCUUUUGCCGAGCUCUUGUCAAAUGGAUUAUCUGCCCCUGUUUGAAAAACUUCAUUCAUUCGGUCGGACAGUGUCCACAUAUCAACUGUUGAGUGAUAUAAGUCGGAAUGAAAUUAAAAGAGGUUAAACUAUUACACCGGUAAAGGGUAAACUAAAUAUGGCCAGGAAUCACUAUCUUUUUAAUACAAAAGUUUAGAAGUUAGUUUAAAGAUUUUUUAACAUUUAUUUGCUCAUAAUUAUGCUCAAUAUCUGUCGAUUCCAAAGUUUUUUUUAAGAAAUGUACAAAUCAUUUGUGUAAUGCAAUAAACAUAAUAAUACUUAACCCAUAUAAAAUGUGAUAAACUUAACAUUUAUAAGAUAAUAAUUGCAUUUUUUUUAUUUGCAUGAAGUUGUACUAAUGGUUAGUGUGUAAAUGUGUACCUACAAAACCAAUGGUUCGAAGUGACCCAGUCGCAUAAACACUUAUAUUAUGUACUUAACUUACACUCUGUAAAUUUUAGUGGUCUAUAUUAUAUUGUGUAAACUACCCACUUAUUUGGCCUGUCAUUGUUUAUUUCUACCGCUUUAUCUGAUUAAAAUCAAUAACGGCUUACUGCUGUUUUAUUGUAAUAUAUAUGUAUUUGAAAACUUUAGAAAUAACGCCUUCUUACUGAACAAAAUAUAAUGUUGACCACUGUUUUAAUGAUAUAUUUGCUUCGGUUAGUUUGCAAUAGUAAUGUUGGUAAGCUGAAGUGAUACAAAACAAAAUCUUGCCUAUUAUGUUAUAGCUUCUUUGUAACGUUUAUUUACGAGAUCUGUAUACACUUAGUACAGGUACUAUCGCGUAUAUUAUUUCAAUUUGUUGACGUCUUUAGCUUGCUGUUUCUACAUUUCUUCGAUUGGUUUUAAGGAUAAUCGUUUAUGCUUAUACAUUUAUGUGAUGUCGUUAGCGAAAAUGAGGCUUGAUUGGAAAUUUUGAAUAUCCAAUACAAUUCCAGCUCUGAGUUCUGUUCAGGUUAACUAAAGGAGUUUGCGCAAAUGUUUAAGAUCGCUUGUGUGUGCGCGCUGUCAUAAAAUAGGGAUACAAAAACAAUAGAGCUAACAUGAGCGACCCAUAGCAACAACAGGACGCAGGCCAGGCCCCAAUUCCUCGAAACAUGGUAAGUCCUGUAUAACAAGAUAAAGCUAAGCCCACUAUUAAUUAGUUGUUGUUGUUUUUCUAUAUCGUUCGUUACAUUUACUUGUGUAAGUCUGUUUAACUUCAGUUUCGAGAAAUUUGGGCCAGAUUUUUUUUGCAUGAUAUUUCAGAUACUUUGUAUAAGUCGUAAAAAUAUGUUUAUUUCCAUGAACUCGACCGGCCCUAUAUUUUCAUCCAGACACUACACCUUUUCCCGUAGUGUGACAUUAAUAGUUUCGUAAUUUCCUAAAAAAAUGUGCAUUUUUCGAUUGAACAUGUUGUAAUUUAAGCAUUUUGUAUUUUUUCUACAAUGGUGAUUGUGCAUUUUGUGAGUGAACAUGUUAAAAAUUGACAAUUUUAUAUCUAAAAUUUUCUACAAUAGUAAUAUACCCUGAUAUAGGUGGCAAUGUUACAGAAUCCCGGUUCUCAAAAUAAUGGAACAAAGUUAUGACUACCUACCUACACUUUUGUUUUAGGAGAUGUAAGAAGAAACAAGGAACUUUUGUUUUUUGCCUUACAAAUGAUGUUAUUAAAACACAAAAUACUAUUUCUACGAUCUUUUUUUGACACAUGACACAUUCAUGAAUGUUAUUUCAAAUUUCUCUUUUGCCCCAUUUUCGCUAACGACGUCACCAAGUUUCAUACAUGAACUUAUAUGUCCUUGUGAAGGUUUUUAUUCUAGCUAUCAUAUUAUUUUUUGCAAUAAAAAUAUAAU
Mya arenaria is the source of this 3071-nucleotide messenger RNA. Its product is annotated as sideroflexin-5-like. Gene Ontology annotation, cellular component: mitochondrial inner membrane. NCBI's taxonomy places the organism in Eukaryota, Metazoa, Mollusca, Bivalvia, Myida, Myidae. Gene Ontology annotation, molecular function: monoatomic ion transmembrane transporter activity. Gene Ontology annotation, biological process: mitochondrial transmembrane transport; monoatomic ion transport. The transcript is spliced from 12 exons. The record is from RefSeq and is a predicted model, not a curated record. Bases 99 to 1064 code for a protein of 321 amino acids.